UGGCCAUGUGACGCAACAAGUUGACUGGUUGCUAUGCCAGCUGUGGUGUUCUGUGGUGAAAAGCGCGCCGGCGUCGGCCCUACCGCCUGCCUCUGGCUGUUGGCGUCAGCAAAGCUGCCGGCCGGACGUAACGUAGAAGGAUGCGCGUUUAGUCACUGACUUGGCGGUUAUCACUGAUAAAAGAAAAUGGUGAGCGGAGAGCCAGUGGAGGACUUGCGGUACCUGUUCGACUCGCUCUGCGUCGACGACGAAGGCUACGAGUCGCCGAAUCACGAGGAUGACGGCGACGCGAGUCCUACAGUGCGACGCCGAGGUCCCCUGCGUCACGAGACGGCGCCUCGGCCAUGCCCGCAUCCGUAUCGUUAUGGCAGCACCGACGACUGGCGGAGCCCCUCGCCCGACUACCGGUCUUCAUCGGUCGACUCGGCCGUUUCGCUGUCUCCGCCGGCAUCGAACGAAACGUGUCACAGCACCGCGAGCAGCGGCACUGAAGACUACGGCGAUCCCGAGAAACAAGCAAAAGUAGAGGCGAUCUUGCAAUUCCUGCAUGAAGGCGAGCCCGAACCCGUGCCAGUCGUUGAACCUUUGCCAGUCGUUGUACCCUUGCCAGUCGUUGUUGAAGAGCUCAACCGCGGGUCUGCCUCUCGGUUCAAGCCCAUCCUGCCGCGUGAAAAAGACAGGCCCCUCGGCAGUGUGUGCAGGGACAAGGACCCUGUCAGCCCUCCUGCCAAGCAUCCCGACCUAAAGUGGCCUCAGCAGGCACAUCUGCGCAAGGCGCUACCCCUGUCUGCACGCAACCAUGCAGCUGCUAUUGUUGCGAGGCUGCAAGCCGAUGGCAGCCUAAUGACUCGAGACUCGCAGGGCCGCACGCAUCUGCACGAAGCCGUGGCCUGUGGGAAUCUGGCACUGGUCUACAGGUUGGUGGUGCGAUUUUGCCGGGACAAUUCCAGCAGACUCCUCGAUGAGUGCGACCUCAAUGGGCAGACCGCACUGCACUAUGCGUGCCAGCUGCGACAAGCCUUAGUCGUGGGCCUGUUGUGUGAGGCCGGGGUGCACCGGGACAUGCGGGACAAAGACGGUGCCACAGCUAUGCACCUGGCUGCAGAGCGGGGAGACCAUCCCUGCAUUGAGCAGCUGCUGGCACCCCCGUGCCCUGGCUCCGUGAACGCCCAAGAUGUCAAAGGGCGCACACCACUUCACCUGGCGGUUCUGUGCCAUGGAGGGAAACUGCGCAACGAGAGCAGCAGAGGCCAGCAGCCAACGUACGAGAUAAUUGACUGCCACACGGUGGUCAAGCGGCUGGCCACCACGACCAAUGCCCAGCUAGGCUUGCAGGACCGGGUUGGAGAGACUGCCUUGCACUAUGCCGCCCAGCACCACAAGGUUGACCUUGUGCAGCUUCUGCUGCUGAAUGCGGACAACCCCAGCCGCCUGGUUGCCAUUGCCAAUAAUGCGGGUGACACAGCACUGCACAUGGCUUGCCGUUCACCCAGCCGAGAGCAGGACAGGCUGGUGCGCCUGCUCGUGCACCAUGGAGCACCCCUGGAGGCACGCAACAAGGAAGGAAUGUGCCCAGUUGACCUGCUGCCCCCUGACCAACAGUUGGAGGUGGGCUUGCUGCUGGACAUCUGAAGAGGGCCAAGCAAGCUGCCCGCCAGAUCCGCUGAGCACAUCUUUUUGGAAUUACCCAAGAGAUUUGGCAUAUGCAUGUCCAGCUCAGUUGGCUGCGCUGUGACUCGUUGCUAUACGAGCCAGACACCAUGUCUGUUAUAGCACAUACUCAUAACUUUGGCCCCUACCACAUUGCAAGAAGUGUUGAAGUGAAAAGUUUGUUCCUGCAGCUGCCUGUUGGCUGGCAAAGAGGGGCUGAUUCUGGACUCCCUCUGUGUAAAUAUGCACCGGUGGCUUGGACUGGGAUUCAGAGUGCAGUAAUCAUUGUUGCGUCUGAAGAAGAGUGAAGUUACAAUAACGUGGGCCUGCAGGCAGAGUUAAAAAACUGUCUUGGGAUAGGUUCAUCAAUUGAGUACACUGAAAAGUUGUCUCGGC
Dermacentor silvarum is the source of this 2046-nucleotide messenger RNA. Its product is annotated as NF-kappa-B inhibitor zeta-like. The transcript is spliced from 7 exons. Lineage: Eukaryota; Metazoa; Arthropoda; Arachnida; Ixodida; Ixodidae. The coding region runs from base 187 to 1632 and encodes 481 amino acids. The record is from RefSeq and is a predicted model, not a curated record. Gene Ontology annotation, molecular function: protein binding. Gene Ontology annotation, cellular component: cytoplasm; nucleus.